AUGGCUCAGUGUGGAGAAUUUCUUAAAAGUCACUUUCCAGUGAUGGAUGAAGAAUUAAAAAAAUAUAUAGAAGAUAUAUUGGAUAAUAGUGCAGGGGAAUUUGAAGACACUGAGGAAGUAUUUGAAGCAGUAGGUGAAAUUUUACAAGGAAUAUCACAAAAAUCUGAGGAUGAUAUUAGAGAAAUAUGUGACAUGUUAUUAAAAAUGAUGCAACCAGAUAAAAAUAGCAACAUCAAUGGCCCUAGAAAAGUAUUGGAUGCACCAAUUACAUUAUCAUCUAUGAACACCCCUAUUCAGGAUGCCGAAGACAUGAAAAGUAUAUGGGUUCAAACUCGAGAUGAUACCCUGAAAGUAGAUGCAAAGAAAUUAGAAAAGGCGGAAGCAAAAUUGCAACAGAAACAACAGAAACAGAAAGAUGCUAAACUACCAGUUUCAGCACCUGUUUUACAAACUGCGACCGCAUCACAGGUUACAUCGAAGAAAGACAGUAAACUCGAAGCUAAAGGUACAAAUAGAACACAGGACAUACGGAUAGAAAACUUUGAUAUUGCAUACGGCGACAGAGUCUUAUUACAAGGUGCGGACUUAGUACUCGCAUUUGGAAGACGGUAUGGUUUGGUUGGUCGGAAUGGUCUUGGCAAGACAACACUUCUUCGUAUGAUAUCCAGCAAACAGUUAAAAAUUCCUUCACACAUUUCCAUCUUACAUGUCGAGCAAGAAGUAGUGGGUGACGACACAAUAGCCUUACAGAGUGUGCUGGAGUGUGACACAGUUAGAGAAAAUUUAUUAAGACGGGAAAAAGAAAUAACUGCUGCUAUUAACAGUGGGUCCACAGAUCAAAACCUGUCUACAGAGUUGAGUGAGGUGUAUGCUCAGUUGGAGAAUAUUGAAGCUGAUAAAGCCCCGGCUAGAGCUUCAAUUAUCCUCAGCGGUUUGGGCUUCACACCUGAAAUGCAGACGAGGGCCACCAAAACCUUCUCCGGAGGUUGGAGGAUGAGGCUCGCUUUGGCAAGAGCUUUGUUUUCUAAACCAGAUCUCCUACUGUUGGACGAACCGACAAACAUGUUGGACAUAAAGGCCAUUAUCUGGUUAGAAAACUACCUUCAGAACUGGCCGACUACGUUACUGGUAGUAUCUCAUGACAGAAAUUUCCUUGACACUGUGCCUACUGAUAUAAUGCAUUUACAUACACAGAGGAUUGACACUUAUAGAGGUAAUUACGACCAGUUCCACAAGACGAAGACGGAGAAGCACAAGAACCAGCAGCGGGAGUACGAGGCGCAGCAACAGCACCGAGCUCACACACAGGAGUUCAUUGACCGGUUCAGAUACAACGCGAACCGAGCCUCCUCCGUACAGAGCAAGAUCAAGAUGUUGGACAAGCUGCCAGAAUUGAAACCAGUUGAAAAAGAAGUGGAAGUAGUUCUACGGUUUCCAGAAACUGAACCCCUUUCUCCUCCGAUCCUCCAACUGAAUGAGGUCGGAUUCUACUAUUCAAAGGAUAAGGUUAUAUUCUCUAACGUCAAUCUCGGAGCUACUUUGGAAUCUAGAAUAUGUAUAGUCGGUGAUAACGGCGCUGGUAAAACAACUCUCUUGAAGAUCAUAAUGGGAAUCCUAUCCCCUACUAGUGGUAUUCGUAGCGUACAUCGUGGUUUGAAGUUCGGUUACUUCUCACAGCAUCACGUGGACCAGCUCGAGAUGAACGUCAACUCAGUGGAACUAUUGCAGAAGAGUUACCCAGGUAAAACUGUAGAGGAAUAUAGAAGACAGUUGGGUAGUUUCGGUGUGAGCGGUGAUCUAGCUCUGCAGACUAUCGGUAGUCUCUCUGGAGGUCAAAAGUCAAGGGUCGCCUUCGCAAGGAUGUGUAUGGGCAACCCUAACUUCCUGGUACUCGAUGAACCUACGAAUCACUUGGACAUCGAAACUAUUGAGGCUUUAGGGAAGGGGAUUAAUAAGUAUACUGGCGGAGUCAUACUGGUCUCUCACGACGAGCGUCUCAUCCGUAUGGUGUGUCGCGAGCUUUGGGUGUGCGGCGGAGGAAGUGUUACCAGCAUCGAGGGAGGCUUCGACGAGUACAGGAAAAUAGUAGAAAGGGAACUACUCGAAGCCAAUAAAUAA
Molecule: messenger RNA, 2118 nt
Organism: Danaus chrysippus (African queen)
Lineage: Eukaryota; Metazoa; Arthropoda; Insecta; Lepidoptera; Nymphalidae
Source: the annotation of a GenBank genome assembly